Messenger RNA from Motacilla alba alba, 5069 nucleotides. Its product is annotated as UDP-glucuronosyltransferase 1A1-like. Gene Ontology annotation, molecular function: UDP-glycosyltransferase activity; hexosyltransferase activity. The record is from RefSeq and is a predicted model, not a curated record. The transcript is spliced from 5 exons. Bases 2659 to 4350 code for a protein of 563 amino acids. Lineage: Eukaryota; Metazoa; Chordata; Aves; Passeriformes; Motacillidae.
AAUGCUUUGGGUUGAAAGGGACCUUAAAGAUUAUCUCCUUCCAAACCCCCUGCCACCCUGGGCAAGGGAUGUCACUCACAUCCGCACCUCGAACCCUGACUGGUAACAGCUUGGUGUUUAAAGAUUGAAAUCCUGCAUGAUGCAGAAAUGUUAUUUCCUAAUAUCCAGCCUUCAGCUUGUUAUAGAUAAAUAGCCAAAUUAUGCCAAAUCAAAUAAUUUGCGGGAGCCAAAUUACGGGGCAGCAAAAAUAUCAUUUAUUUUGCCAAUCGGAUCAUUAAAUUUGUCAGCCAAAAAUCAAAGGAACAGGGUCGAGCCCGGGUCUCGACUCUGGGUGAACGCAGCUCUGACCCACUGGUGCGUCAGAACUGGUGAGUUCACAAAGUCUGUCCAAGUCAGUCCAGGUUUUAUACCCCUUUUCUUGCCUGAAGCUACUUUUCCUUUGUCCUUUUCUUUGUUGACGAGUAUUCCGAUGGUCCUUCGUUGUUUGGAGAAUCCUUUCAGAUGGGUAAACAGCGCCGAAUCCGGAGUCUCUGGAAUAUUCAUGUGUUCCCUUGUUCUCGGUCCGGUGUUUAUAGACUUCUGUCUCUGGCUUAGACAAUAGCUGCCUCGGGAUACACAUUCCGUGUCCGGGAACAAACACAUGUGUAAUGGCGGUUACGGGAAUCCCCUUUUUACAUGUUAGGUUUAUUACGGGAAUUCUCUUUCACAUGUUAGUUAGGCUCAAGGGAACUCGGUAGUCACACAAGACAGUUUACUGGAACCACACCGUCUCCGGUUUAUCUGGGAUCACUACGGGCCGGUGAUGGCUCGGAUGUCCUGAGAUCCGUUAAGAAUUUCUAGGGAAGAAGUCCCCCUUUACUUGCAAAUUAAAGUUUCUAUUCAGAGGACACCUGUGGAAGUUGCAAUGUGAUGAAGAAACCGAUGUCCCAAUUCCUGAGUAGGAUUUUUAGGAUUCCAGGUACCCUUCUGUGUUAUACCCCGAAGCAUGAUUUUAACGUAUCUAUAUAUAUAUGUGCUUUAUAUCUAUUUCUCAAGUGUUAUAAUUUCUUUGAGCACGAAUUUUAUUCUAUCUAUAACAAGAUCAUAUCACAUCCUGCCAAACCUAAAGCCUUACCAGACUUAAUCAGGACAAUUGAAGUGACAUGUAGCUUUUAUGCAAAUGACAGUCUCCUUUGCUGAACUGAAGGACUUUGCUCUCCUCCUCUCCCAGCUGUCUCGUGCACCGUCCAUUUAUCCCCUCUCCUUUCAUCCACAGGGAAAGUUAUAGGACUGAGGAGUUUGCCUAUUUUCUACCACAGCCAUCCACUAGAUUGAUUCCUUUCCAUCUGCCUUUAUUGUCAAGGUGUCAAAAUCUAAGCCCCAAAAGAAAUCCUCCUCCAGUUCCAUCCUCCCCUUCUCUUCUAGAUUAUGGAAUUAGGUUGAAAGCUGUCCUGGGUGUGGAUAUCUCCCGUAAAUUCCCAUUUGGGCUUUUGUGUUCCAACCUUCCCGUGUUCAUUUGGCAGCCUUGUCUGAGGUUAUGGCCUGUCUUCUGUGCAUCUCCAUCCUCUGAGCUGUUUGAGAAUUCCCAUUAAGUCAAUCCAUGCUGUAAACUACCAAGAUGGGAUCAGCGUGAGGGAUGGAGCUGCUGCUGCUCCUUUUGGAGGGCAGGUACUCAGCAAAGUCCAAGAUUUCCCACCAGGCUUGGGAAGGAACCUGCAGAAACUGAAUGGGGGAAAAAAAUCCAACAUGAUUUUAAUGCCCAGAGUGCCCCGGAGAAGGAAAUUGUUUCCCGUAUUCACCUGCUUAUAGGCUUUAACGAGAGGUUAUCGCCAACAUUAAACCCCAGCACUUUAUAACCAAGAAGGACCUGGACACAGGCUUGAGGUCCUGAACGACCCAACACUGGUCCUGAACUGACCCCACACUGCCCGUGAACGAUUCAUGACUUUGUGCACUAGAGAGGUGUUGUUGGUCUUUGUUAUCUGGGGUACAAGGCUGAAAUGCUCUUUUGCAACUUCUUUUAUACCUGAUAGGAUAAGGGGUUAGCUGAAAUUUCCAUGCAGAGAUGAGGAAAGAUUUUCUGCUGGCUGGUUCUCUUCCAAAAAAAUGCAAGUUUGCAUUAAGGAAAAUCAUUUUUUCUCACGGGUGCCCGCGGGUUUUGGCUAUUGAGAAAAAAUCAAACCCAAACCCCAGGUACUGUUACACUGAUUUCUCAUAUCAAUCCUUACUGGAAGUUAUGUUUCACUGUACUACUUGCGUCAGCUUCUUCAGGGAAGAAAGUGCUUUUAAAAAUGCCAAAUUGCCUCAGCCUGUGACAACUCCGUCAGCCUUCAGUGGCAGCGAUGGAAAAGAGUCCUUUCCGUGCUCUCUUGGUAGGCACAGUCUUCCCAUGUGGGCUCAGCAGUGUUUCUGCCCACAAACUCUGUGGGUGCAUUUUUUCAUGGAUUUUCCCUGCAUUUUGCCAUCAGACCUUGGGCGUGCUGGGCUGGUGGCAAGAAGUGCCACACAGCCGGGGUCCUGCGGAGGGAAGAAGGAGGCAUUGAGCCAAGAACCUCAGCUUGGCAUGUGUGAAGGUGACACACCUUUCUUGACUCACGCAAAGCCACCUUUGAAAUCCAAACCUGCCCUGAAUCCUUCCUAAUCUUUUAUUGAUUUCUGUGACAUUGGCGCAAAGUUCUGAUGACCCGAAAUGGGAGGAGACUCAAAAGGGCAGAGGUGGAGCGCAGCUACAAAAGCUGGCAGAGCUCUCCUGGCCUCUCUGGUGCCAGGCUUCCACUCUGCACGGCCCACACCAUGCUGGUGGCACUGCUUCUGCCCUUCCUGUGCCUCCUGAGCCCGGCUGCCACUGGGAGGCUCCUGGUGAUCCCCAUGGAGGGCAGCCACUGGCUCAGCAUGAAAAAAGUGCUGACUGAGCUGAGCAAGAGAGGGCACGAAAUCGUGGUCAUCGCACCGGACAACAAAAUCCUGAUCGAUUCCUCGGAUGUCUACGAACUGAAAACUUACCCUGUGCCAUUGAAGAAGGAGGACGUGGAAGAACAUGUACGCUCCCUCAGUGCAAAAUCCUUCAGCCAAGAUCCUUUCCUGGUGAGAUUCUGGAAGCUUUUGCUGGAGUACCGGCAGAGCGGGACCAUCUUCCAUGCUUCCUGCAAGUCCUUGCUGUACAACCAAGAGCUGCUGAAGUACCUUGGAGACAGUCACUUUGAUGCCCUACUCACGGAUCCGGUGUCGCCUUGUGGGCAGAUCCUUGCCCUGCACUUCUCCAUCCCCAGUGUUUUCUUCCUGCGGGUGGUUCCGUGCGCCUUGGAGGUCCGCGCGGCUCAGGGCCCGGACCCGCCGUCCUACGUCCCACGCAUGUUCUCGGAAAACACCGACCACAUGACCUUCUCCGAGAGGGUCAAGAACUUCCUGAUUGCCCUCUCCGAGUCCUUCAUCUGCAAUAUUGCCUAUUCUCAAUUUGAGGAGUUGGCCUCAGAGUUCCUCCAAAAACCGAUGACAAUGACGGAGAUUUUAAGUCACGGAUCCAUCUGGCUGAGGAGAAUCGACUUUGUCUUUGAGUAUCCCAUGCCCAUCAUGCCCAACAUGGUUUUCAUUGGAGGCAUCCACUGUGGAGAGAAGAAGAAGCCGUUAGCUCAGGAAUUUGAAGCCAUGGUGAACGCCUCUGGAGAACACGGCAUCGUUGUCUUCUCGCUGGGCUCCAUGGUGUCUGAGAUUCCCAUGAAGAAAGCCAUGGAAAUCGCGGAGGGCUUGGGAACAGUCCCUCAGACGGUCUUCUGGCGCUACACCGGCAAGGCACCCCCCAACCUGCCCAAGAACGUGAAGCUCGUCAAGUGGCUGCCUCAGAACGACCUCCUGGCCCACCCCAAGACUCGUGCCUUCAUCACCCACGGAGGCUCCCACGGUGUUUAUGAGGGAAUCUGCAAUGCAGUGCCCAUGGUGCUGAUGCCUCUGUUUGGGGACCAGAUGGACAACGCCAAGCGAGUGGAGUCCCGGGGAGCAGGGCUGACCCUGAACAUCCUGGAGAUGACUUCCAACGACAUCUCCAAUGCCCUGAAAGCAGUGAUCAACGACAAAAAGUACAAGGAGAACAUCCAGCGCCUCUCCGACCUGCACCUGGACAGACCCAUCCACCCUCUGGACCUGGCUGUGCACUGGGUGGAGUUUGUGAUGAGGCACAAGGGGGCCCCUCACCUGCGCCCCGCCGCCCACGACCUCAACUGGGUGCAGUACCACUCGCUGGACGUCAUCGCCUUCCUGGCAGCCGUCACCUUCCUCUCCCUCUUCAUCUCCUUCAAGUGCUGCCUCUGCUGCUGCCGAAGGUGCUUCUGCAAGAAGGGCAGGACGGGGAAGGCCACCAAAGCCAAGUCCCACUAGCACCUGGGAAUGGUGGUAGGUGACCAAACUCCUGCUCCAGACCCAGCAGCGGGGUCAGGGAACAGCUCGAAUUUCACUGCAAUGAAUAAAACACUGUGAUUUUCAGCCAAGGAAUGAUAGGGAUCCUUUAAAAUAGCAGCACCAAAAGGGCUGUUCCACUGAUCUAAUUUUGGCCUUUUAAUUAAGAAUGGGUUGUUAAAAAUACCUUGUGUAGGAGUGCUGCAGUCACUUGGGAAGGUCUGAGUGUGAAAUCCUCAGCCCCUGGCUUCCACCUGUUAGUGUGCAGAGGACUCGGUGACUUUUUCUUUUAACCUCCACCUGCAGCAGAGAUUGGUAGGGAUUUUGGAGGACUUCAGGAGAACCAUCUUGUCAGAUUUCUGUUUGAAAUCUCUGUGUGGCUGCUGUUGAAGGAGAGGCAAAUGUUGUACACUCACAGUUCCUGUCGUGCAAACCAAGCUCGAUGCACAUCUUCAUGGGUUUACAAGACCCUGAACAAAAUCAAGCUGCUGGAAAACCACUGGUGUUUCCCCCAAAUUGCCCAUCAGGCAGAUGUGCUGUAGCUGGAGCUCACCUGCUGGGGAGGAGAUCUUUGUAAGCAUUGCUUAUAAACCCCCACAACUCAUUUGCUCUCUGUAAGUGAUGCUCAGGGAAAAACCCCAAACCCCAGCCCUAUAAAUAAACCCCAAAUACUAAAAAUAAAGGCUGCUGUGUUUUCUGUC